CAUGUUCCAGGUUUUCUUAUCACUGCACCAAGAAAUUUCAGUCAAUCACUUUCAUUUCUUCAGCUGACAGUAUCACGUGUAUAUUUAAAAAAACUUAAGUAUUUUUGCAAUCAAAAUUAUUCAUCAAGACGUCUAUUCAUAUUCAUUUAUUUAUUUUCAUAUAUUUAAAUUAACCUCAUUAUUACGUAAAUGUUUGCCGGAAAAUGUGUUAGUUUAAAUUUUCGAUAAUAAAAAAAGGCAUAUUAUUAUUAAAAUAAUAAAUUCAUCAAUGAAAAUGUUUAUGACAGUAAAUAAAUAAGUGAUAUUUAUAUAAAUAAAUAAUUGAAGUAUUACUUAGUGAUGAUAAUUUAAAGAAAUGAUAUUAAAAUGAAUUGGAUAAGAAUUUCACAAAUUUUAUGUGUUUUUGGGUUUGUAAAAGAAUUUCGUCCAAAUGAACCAUUCAUAUUUGAAUAUUUAACUCACCCGCCAAAAAAUUUUACAAGUGUACAAGUAACAGAAGAAAUUUAUCCAAUAGCAACUUACAGCAAUUUUGCAACUCUAAUAAUUGUAUUUUUAUUAACCGAUUUUCUGAGAUAUAAACCAGUGAUAAUAUUAUGUGGCCUGUCAGGAGUAAUAACAUUCACUGGUCUAAUAUUAGGCAGAUCAAUAGCAGCAUUGCAAUUUGUUGAAUUUUUUUACGGAUUCUACAUAUCAGCAGAAGUUGCAUACUACACAUACAUUUAUGCUAAAGUUGAUAAACAACACUAUCAAUCUGUUUCCAGUUACACUAGAUCAGCUCUAUUAUUUGGUAGAUUCAUUACUGGAGCCGUGGCUCAAUUGAUAGUAGCGUUUAAGUGGCUGGAUUAUCAUCAACUCAACUACCUCACUCUUGCUGGCCAAGUAGUUGCAACAAUUUGGUCAUUAUUUUUGCCAUCAGUUGGCCAGUCGGUUUAUUUUCAUCGUAAAGAACCAAAUGAACUUGAGGGAUCAUCGACUCAAGUAAUUAUUGAUGAUAAAAAAUAUAUAAAUUUAUCUUUGUAUAAAAAAGUACAGAGGGCUUAUUAUUUAUUGUGGAAAGAUUUUGUGAAGGCAUUUACAAAUUUGUAUAUAAUUAAAUGGUCAUUUUGGUGGGCUGCUGCUAGCUGCGGUUAUUUACAAGUACUGUCAUAUGCCCAGCCUAUUUGGCAAACGUCUAUUAAAGAAAAUGAAACGAUUUAUAACGGAGCUGUUGAAGCUCUUUAUACAAUUAUUGGUGGAGUAGCAGUUUAUGGAGUUGGAAAAUUAAAACUUAACUGGUUAGCUCUCGGAGAUGUUAUUUUAUGUGUAUUUUCAAUAAUAAUGGCAAUAUUUUUAUUCAUAACAUCAUGGAGUUAUAACAUUAUACUGCAAUACGCUGUUUAUAUCGCUUUUGGUGUCGUCUAUCACUCUCUUGUCACCGUUGCGAGCUUCGAAGUAGCGAGCAGAAUAUCUGAAGAUAGUUUUGGUCUUGUUUUUGGUAUUAAUGUUUUUCUAGGACUGGCAUUUCAAAGUUUGCUGACGUAUAUUGUUACUAGUGGAAAAGUUCUAAAACUGGACAUUAGAACUCAGUUUGUUGUUUAUGCCGGAUAUUUUGCAGUACUCGGCUCAAUAUUUAUGUUAAUAUCAGUAUUGAAUACAAUAAAAUUAUGCAAAAAAAGAAAAAAAUUAGUAUUGUGCGCUGAAAAUAAAAAUAACAGUCUUGUCACCGAUUGAUGCAAUGUCGCAAUUAUGCGACCAAUAACCGCGAAAUUGCUAUAGCGUAAAAAAAUUACGCCAACAAGUAAUAAAAUAGUUAAUGUCCGGUUUUAUUUUUAUUUAUUUUCUAGAAAAAUAUCAACAAUUUCAAAAAGAACAAUAACUUUAUUUUUUAACAAACAACUUAUUGUGAUACUUAGAAAAAAAUUUAAUACUUAGAAAUUACAAUUAUUAAUUAUUAAAAUUUAUAAUGUUACAUCCUUUGAAUGUUACUUCUCACAAGAGUUAAAAAUUUUGAAUCGUUUUAAAUAUAUAUCAUUUUCCAAACAGGGUUUAAAGGGGAAAAGGGGUCUGAGAUACAAAAAAAAGAGGAUGUUUUUUUUUUUUUUUUUCAGAGUAUUUCAGUUACUGAAAUUCCUAAAAUUUGUGACAUUAUUAAGUAUCAUUGCAAGAAUAUUCUGCUAAAUUUUUAUAAAAAAAAUUGAAAAAUAAGCCAGUGGUAGUGGGGAGAGACGAGUCUCCUUGAAAAAAAAGUUUUCAUGCCGUAGACAGGAUAACUCAUGACUGCUUCAUCUAAAAUCAAAAAAAUUUUUUUAGCACAUGAGGUUAUCUUAAAUUUAAACGAAGAAAUAAACAAAAUAUUCAUUUUUGAAUUUUUGGUAAAGGUGCAAUAAAAAAAUUCUGAUUUUUACCAAAAAUUGUUCCUUCUGUUUCAUUAAAAAAUAAGUAGUUAUUGAAAACAAAAAACUUUCGUUCAAAUUUAAGACAAAUUCAUGUCCCAAAGAAUUUUUUUUGGUUUCUCGAUUUCCAAUGAAGCCAUUAUGAGUUAUCUUGCCUACAGCAUGGAGAUUCUUUUUUGAGGUGACUCGUCUCUCCCCACUACCACUGGCUUAUUUUUCAAUAUUUUUUUAUGGAAAUUCAGCAGAAUAUUCUUGAAAUGAUGCUUAAUAAUGUCAGAAAUUUUAAGAAUUUUAAUACAGAAGGUAGACUAAAAAAAAUAGCCUCUUUUUUUUAGUUUCUCAGACCCCUUUCCCCCUUAAAAAUAAUUUUUAUCUAUAAAAUAAUAAUUUCAAGUAUUUAAAUAAUUUUUAUAGGCAUUUAUAUAGAUCAGUAUUUUUUAUAAAUAAAAUAAAUAAACCAUAAAAAAAAAUGUACAUAUACAUAUAUAUGUAGAUAUAUAUUUAUUUAGUGAGUACAUUAACUUUCGACACGUGGAAUAACCCACGCGAAAUUUAAAAAAGAUCAUUUUUUAUUUUAUAUAUUUACGUAUGAGAAAACCUUGACUGUAAAAGUAAAGUGCCUGAAAUAAAAUGACCAUUUGAUUUUCGAGUGGGAAAAUCCCGUAGUAUUUUAAUAAUUUAUCACAAAUAUUAUUAAUCAUUUACUUUUAUCAAUAAUUCAUUCUUAUUAUUAUUAAUUAUUUCCAUUACAUUAUGACUGACGUACAAUUGUUUUAAAUAAAAGAAUAAAAAAUAUUGAAGAGAUAAAAAAAUAAAUAUAAGGAAAUAAUAAAUAAAUCUAGUCGGUCAUGGAUAGAGAUUAAAUAAUGAUACAUAAUUUCAUUGGGAUUUUCCCUUGUCUCAGUCUCGAGAUGAGAUAAGAUGAGAUGAAAUGAAUGAUGAUGAUAAUGAUGUUAAUAUGGUACAUGAGAGUAACACACUUACGAAUAUCGUAAAAGUGUUAAAACAACUAGUAAGUAAAUGUAUGGGUGAAUACUCUGGACAUAAAUUUAGUAGUAGAAUGAGUCGCUUAUUCAUUUAAA
Molecule: messenger RNA, 3454 nt
Organism: Microplitis demolitor
Lineage: Eukaryota; Metazoa; Arthropoda; Insecta; Hymenoptera; Braconidae
Product: thiamine transporter 2
Exons: 6
Coding region: 367-1710 (447 amino acids)
Biological process (GO): vitamin transport; transmembrane transport
Cellular component (GO): plasma membrane
Molecular function (GO): vitamin transmembrane transporter activity
Source: RefSeq, a predicted model, not a curated record